This is a messenger RNA of Anolis carolinensis (green anole), 3119 nucleotides long. RefSeq names its product sodium/potassium transporting ATPase interacting 1 (gene nkain1). The transcript is spliced from 7 exons. Lineage: Eukaryota; Metazoa; Chordata; Lepidosauria; Squamata; Anolidae. The record is from RefSeq and is a predicted model, not a curated record. The coding region runs from base 353 to 1090 and encodes 245 amino acids. Gene Ontology annotation, biological process: regulation of sodium ion transport.
CGCACGGAGAGGCGGGCACCUCGAGAAGGAAGGAAGGAAGCGUGGGGCCGGGUGCCCUCCCUCCUCCCCUCCCUCCCCUCCCUCGUGGGCUUCUCAGGGGCUGCGGGCAGAGACAAAAGGCCUCAGCGGAGGAGAGGAAGGGAAGGAAGAAAAGAAAGGGAGAGUGGGAGGGAAGGAAAGGGAGAGAAAAGGAAAGAAAGGGAAAGGGAAGGAAGGAGGCCUCCCCGCCUGUGUCUGUGGAUGAUGCGGGUCCGUGGCAGCGUGUGGGCGGCCUUGGGGUGAGGCUGCCCGGCCAGGGAGGGAAAGAGGGAGGAAGGAAGCAAGGCAGGCAGGCCGGCCGGCCGGCGGGGCCAUGGGCAGGUGCAGUGGGCGCGCCACGCUGGUGGGAUUCUGCGCCUUGCAGCUGGUCGCAGCCCUGGAGAGGCAGAUUUUUGACUUCCUGGGCUAUCAGUGGGCUCCGAUCCUCGCUAAUUUCCUUCACAUCCUGGCUGUGAUCCUGGGCAUCUUUGGCACCGUUCAGUACAGGUCCAAGCACCUCAUAUUGUAUGCCGUCUGGCUCAUCCUAUGGGUUGGAUGGAAUGCAUUCGUCAUCUGCUUUUACCUGGAAGUGGGGCACCUUUCGCAGGACCAAGACUUCCUCAUGACUUUCAACACUUCGCUGCACCGUUCGUGGUGGAUGGAGAACGGUCCUGGUUGCCUGGUGACCCCGGUGACCAACUCCAAGCUAGCCCUUGAGGAUCACCACGUCAUCACCGUCAGCGGAUGUUUGCUUGAUUAUCAAUACAUAGAGGUGGUGAGCAGUGCCAUGCAGAUAUUCCUUGCGGUAGGUGGUCCCCGCAGCCGUCUCCAGCUGAGCCUUCCUCCACGCGGGUCCUUUAGAAAUCAGCUGGGAUUCCGAAGCUCUUUGGAUUUGUGUGUGCCUGCUACGUCAGCAAGGUGUUCAUGGAAGAAGAAGACAGCUUUGAUUUCAUUGGAGGAUUUGACUCCUAUGGCUACCAGGCACCUCAAAAGAUGUCACACCUGCAGCUCCAGCCUUUAUAUACCUCUGGAUAACUGUUUCCUUACCUACAGUGAACUGUCCCUUGGGUAAAUUUGCAAAACGGCAAGCCAGUGCAGUGCACCACGUGUCAUGACACCAUGAAAAAUAAAAAUAGCAAGGAAAGAUAUUUGCAGUGGCCUACAGAAAAUGGACAACUCCUUGCCUUCUCACGCUUCCUUAGCUUCUGUAUUUGGAGAGACACAACAGUUUUCAAACAGAGCAGAGAUUAAAUUGGGUUGUUGUGUGUUAUUCGGGCUGUAUGGCCAUGUUCCAGAAGUAUUCUCUCCUGACGUUUCUCCCACAUCUAUGGCAGGCAUCCUCAGACAUUGUGAGAGAUUAAAUUGUUGCUAUUCCAAGACCAAUGAACCAAAAGGUCAACACCCCACCUGCUGGUCAGUGUUUGUAGUGCUGCUGGUAUCAGCCCAGUGGAUCAUGAACCUUGAAAUAAGGCAAAUAAUACUGUGUUUCAGAGAAAUAAGGAGAAACCCUUUCCGAAGAAGACCCAUGUCGUCUAUUUUCUAUUCUGCUUGUUCCAAAUCACUGCCUACUAUCUCAUGUGUUUCUGAGCAAAAGGCAUUGCAACUCCGUCAUACAUCGCAACACCCAACUACAAUCACAUCAAGGGAAUACUUUGUUGGGUGACACAUUCAUUUCUUUAUGGCUCACAGAUCAGAGAAGGAGAAAAGGGUAUCAAAUUCAUAGAAAGAGCAAAGAUAUAUCCCUGGUACUAACUACUGGAUAAGGUUCUGUCAACAUGCAGACCCCAGCAGGGAAAGAAAAGUACCAUAACUUUAAAUAUUAGUUGAAAAUGAACCACACAAGUAUCAGGAAACAAUUGUGUCUUAAACAUGAAGAAAGAAUUUCACAUGUAUGUGUUUUGAAAAGUAUGUGGAUUUUGCUGCAAUUUUUUUCCAUCUCAAAAAGGUCCCCAGUGCAGGCUGAUAAUGUGAUUUGAUGCUUCCCAGAACAUAUUUUGGCUGGAAAAUAUUUUGUUUACUGUGAUACAUUCCUCAUCAGAGGGGUUUGUGUAUUCAUUUACUAACCGCUGCUUUUGGGUUUCCUUUUGAAAGUGGGCACACCCCUUCCCCUUGAUUCAAAAUGUCAACCUUUCUAACAUGCCAUUGCAGACCACUGCAGAGUGGAUUGGAGAUUUUCCACUUCCAGGAUGUCGCUCCCACACAACACUUAGUCUUCCAUAAAUCUUGCUGUCACCCAGACAUUUUCAAUACUUGCACAAUGACAUCUUUGGGGAAAGUCUCAUUUUGGGGUACGUUUUCCCUACGGUGGCAACUUCCGACCAUCAGCAGUGAUAACAUAGCAUCACAGUGAUGCGCUGCUUUUUGUAGCCAGUGGUUAUGAUGUUGACUUUUUAAGCACCUUUUGCAUUGACAGUGUAUUUACGAAAUGCAGCCUGAUCUUAGAUACCAGAAUCCCCCUAAGUAAUGCCUGCCACAUGGACUGGGCUAUAGUUCCCAUCAUCCCCAGCCAGAAUGGUGAUAGCAAUGAGAAUGGUUAUGGGGAAUUGUCUAGUAUAUCUACAGGACAUGAAGUUGGGAGAGGAUGUUCUACAUGUUUGCUUGUCCCAGUUAUUUCAAAGGGAUAUAUUCCCAGGUCAGCAGGAGCCCAAAUGCAGCCUGCUGGUUGAUUUAUUUGGAAUUUAGUUAUUUUUAAUAUUAAGAGUGAAAAAUGAAUGAAAAAAAUCAAUCUAGUGUUACUGGUAUUUUAAAGUUAUUAUGUGCUCCAUCUCCUUUUCUUAAACAUGUGUAAAGUGCGUGUCUACUGAAGGGAGGCCCCUGGAUGGCCACAAUUACAGGUUUGAUAGAAGCAUUGAUUUUUCUCUUGCACUCCGGCCUCCUUCCUUGUCUUUGAAAACUUCACAAAUUCAGGCACUGGUGCUUGGAAAUGUCUUUUUAAAACUUGGGUUGGUUUUAAAUAAAAUUGCAUUUGUAAUGUCAAUUUUCCCCCCUUGUUGUAUAACACUAAAAGUAAGAUAUGUUUAAUAAUAGCUGUUUUAAAUUUGUGACUUUUUCUGAUUUUGUGCACUGAAAAUGAUUAAAAUGAAUUGUGUUUUUGUACUUCC